CCGCGGAAUUGAGACGCCUCGGGGCAAAUGAGUGGCGGCGGAUCUCCCAGCUUGCUCCGGGGCCGGCGCUUCUACUGCCGGGAAUGGGCCCUGGACAAGCUGCGGCGCAGCCUGGACAACCGGCCGGCGCCGGGGCAGCCCCCGGGGCUGCUGGUGACCGGGGGCCCCGGCGCCGGGAAGACGGCCCUGUGCACGGAGGUGGUGUGGCCCACCUCGAAGGUCGGGCUGGCGCUCGGGCUGGCGCCGCGCUGCCUGGCCUUCCACUUCUGCCAGCGGGAGGACCAGAGGAGCUCUUCGCCGUGGAGGUUCGUCCUGGGCCUGGUGGAGCAGCUGAGGGCCUCGCCUCUCCUCCAUCCUGGGUACAAAGAGAUCCUCAACAGCCCAUCCGUAUCCUCCUGCUUGGAGCCAGUCGCCUGUCAGAGAGACCCCGACGACACCUUCAAGAGAGCAGUGUUGGGACCCCUGUUGGACCUCCCUCCUCCUGGCCAGACUCUGAUGCUCUUGGUGGACUCCCUUGACGUCGGGUAUGGGGCAGGCGAGGGGAGUGGGAGGAGCUGCUCCAUUGCUCAUCUUCUGGCCGCAAAUCAACACCUGCUGCCCAGCUGGCUGCUCCUGGUCUGCUCCGUCCGCCGCCACAACAAGACUGUGUGCAAGAUGUUUUCAGGUUUUCGCCGGAUCCCCCUCGAUGAUCUUCGCAAACCCCCCCCGGUCCGUGACGUGCAGCAGUACAUCCUUUCUCGGCUGGAUGAAGACGCAACACUUCGCCGCCAGCUCACCCCUGACACGGCCGACAUGCUGAAUCUGCUGCACAUCAAGAGCGGCGGCUGCUUUCUCUUCCUCGAGCGUGUGCUGGAUGGUGUGGCAGGUGCACUGGUGGGUCUACGGGAGAUCCGCGACAUCCCCGGGACUCUGAACGGCCUCUACCUGUGGCUGUGCCAGAGACUGUUCCCCCGGGGGCUCUUUGUCUUUGUCAGGCCUCUCCUCAACGUCCUCUUGGCUGCCGCGAGGCCCCUCACCCCUCAGCAGCUUUUCACGGCGACGUGGACACGUGACACCUCACUCAGCACCCAGGACUUCCAGAGAAAUCUCCAAACACUCUCACCUCUCCUGAUCGAUGGCCCUGGGGGAACCAAACUGCUUUUUCAUGCCAGCUUUGCGGAGUGGCUGACGGACGUUAAGUAUUGCACGCAGAAGUACCUGUGCAGCAGAACAGAGGGUCAUAGUAUGCUUGCCAUGGCUCUGACUUUGCAGGGACCCCACCUGAACAUUGAGGACACUUGCCAGCUAGCCAGAUAUUUGGUUUCGUCAGGUCACCAUAAAGAUAACCCCUCAUUAUUGGCCCUGUGGAUGCUAUGGGCAGGUGUGCCGGCUUUAACUCCUCCUGGCAGGACUUCCCUCACCACAUCCAAAACACGGCCUCCUGUUCUAGUCAGUCAGGAAGUACUUCAGUUGCUAAGGAGUACUGGACUCACCUCUGAAGGCUGUGUUUCAGACGGAGACCUGGGUGUUGGAGUGCAUUGUACAAGUGAAGAAGGAAGUAGCGUUAGAUAUGCACCUGAAACGGACAUGUCUGUAAAGAAGCUUCUAGGCUGUGAGGUCUCAGUAAAUCAGCCUGGUUCAACCGAUGAUCAUUUCUUACUUUCCAGUGUGGCCCGAGAGGGUUCCGCAAAUGUAGCCAAACUUCUCCUGUCACGCGGGUUUGAUCCACUGGUCAGUGAUCAACAGGGUCAAACACCACUCACUCUGGCUUCCAGGCAGGGGGAUGUGAAAGUGUUGUCUGUGCUCUUGGACUGGACCAAGGGCCAGGGGCCGGAAACUGCCGUGCGGAUGAUGGAGCAUGUCGACAACGAAGGCUGGACAGCGCUGCGCUCUGCGGCUUGGGGAGGACACAGCGAGGCUGUCCGUCUUCUACUGGAUGCAGGAGCAGAUGUGGACGGAUGUGACGCUGAGGGUCGGACUGCUCUCAGAGCCGCUGCUUGGGGAGGUCAUGAGGAAAUUGUGCUGACCCUGCUGAACUACGGGGCACAGGUCAACAAAGCUGACAGCAUGGGCCGCACGCCGAUUAUUGCUGCUGCGUAUAUGGGACAUUGUGAAGCGGUGGAGAUAUUACUGGACCACAAAGCAGCAGUUAACUUAGCUGAUGGAGAUGGGCGCACUGCCUUGUCAGUCUCUGCCCUCUGCGUUCCAACAGCAGCUGGGGUCAAAGGUUAUGGUGAAGUAGCAAGUCUGUUACUGGAGCGGGGAGCAGAUCCAGGACACAGAGACCAUGAUGGAAUGACACCAUUGCUUCUGGCAGCCUAUGAGGGCCAUGACGACAUAGUCGAGCUUCUGUUAGAUGCUGGUGCCGAUGUAGAUGAGACUGCUGGCCCUAAAGGCAACGUCCCUGCAGCAGCGGCUGUUACUCCCCUUCUCGCAGCUGCAGCAAUGGGCAACAUGAAGACUGUGUCCCGGCUGCUUUUCUGGGGAGCGGCUGUGGACGCCAUAGAUUGUGAAGGCAGAACGGCCCUCUGCUUGGCAGCAGCAAGGGGCAGCGUUGAAGUUGUCCGAGCCCUGCUGGACCGAGGUCUGGACGAGAACCACAAGGACGACCUUGGUUGGACUCCACUGCACGCUGCGGCUUGUGAAGGCCAUCGAGGUGUGUGCGCUGCUUUGACAGAGCAAGGCAGCAUGGCACGUGUCGGCGAGAUGGACAUUGAAGGACGCACCCCUCUCAUACUGGCCGCCCAGGAAGGUCACUGGAGUACCGUCAGGUUGUUGUUGGACAGACGUUCUCCCAUUGAUUACAGGGCGUACGAUGGACAUUCUGCCUUGAGUGCCGCCCUCCUGGAGGGCCAUGCUGAGGUGGCCGAACUGCUUAUGAGGCGAGGGGCUGAUACAGAUGUCCGGGACGCAGAAGGAAGGCCUCUGCUCUACCUUCUGGUGUUGGAGGAUCACCUCGAAAUGGCCAAUCUUAUCAUAGAGAAAGGAGGAGUGCCCCUGGAGUCCAGAGACUCUGAGGGCCGUACAGCACUUCAUGUUGCUUCCUGGAAGGGGUGUGUUGAGAUGGUGGACCUGCUGCUGAAGAAUGGGGCGAACCCCAAUGCGCAGGACUCAGAGGGGAGACCACCAAUCCAUUCAGUGGCUUGGACAGGACAUGUUGAAGUAGGACAUCGUCUCCUUGAAACCAUUGGUGUUGUUAUAGAUCUGCCAUGUCACCAGCGGGCAACAGCUCUCAGCAUCUCGGCCCAGGUGGGACACGCAAACAUUGUUGCAAUGCUUCUGGAAAGAGGUGCAAACCCCAAUCACAUGGAUAAAUAUGGCCGUACUCCAAUAAAAGUGGCUAGGAAACAUGGGCAUUUGAACAUUGUCAGACUCCUGGAGAGCUACGGAGCUAAGCCAUACAUAGGCCAGUUGCCUAGUUCUAGUGCUGUCUCACCUUCAAAACCCGACAAGAUCCUCUCAUCUGUAAUCUUCCAGAGGAAUGGAGGUGAAGGGACAGCUGCAACCUCCUCCUCAUCUGUAUCUUCUCCAGGCUCCACUGCCGAACAAUUCCACUCCAUGCAGAGCUCCCAAACCUCAUCCACCUGCCACUCGAUGGCCACGGUUCAGACAGUUCCGGCUGACAGCCUCAGCUUCAUUCAGCAAAUCCAACAGCACUCACUUCCCCGCAGUCGAAGUCGUCCCUCCACCUUGCCCCCGCCAGGGAGCUCGGGCAUUGGCAGCCUCCAUGGAAGCAGUCAGAGGCAUCCCAAAGGCAGCCUCCCUUCCACUGUUUGCACAGUCGCUGCCAUGGUGCACAACUGCAAACUGCCUCAGAAAGGCCUGCCGCCUGGACUUGAAUAUCAUGACAAAAUAAACAAACAAAACUCUAACUUAAUUAAAGCCGACAGGACUACUUACAGUGGCGGCAAAUGGAACACAGUCAUGGCUUCCCUUGGGAUAAUGCCAGGACAAGACAGCCCUGCGGUAGAUGCUAACAGCAGAGAAGGUCCUCCUCUGGGCUACCCAUACAGACUACAAAGCCCACUUCAAAGGGAGGCUUUGGAUUCUCUACCCCAGAAGGACAUUUUGUCACCUGCUUGCUACAGUUUUAGCCCGGCUCCACCUGGUAGUGCCUUGUCGGUCGAUGUUAUGGUUGGCAUGACAACCACAGACCCGCAACUUAAUCUGAAACAGGCCAUCAAACUACAAUUUGAGGGGCCCACCAGUGCAGCCUUAUACAAGAGAGAGACACCCCUUUGACUGGAUUGACAGCUUUUCUUUGUACAUCAACAUAUCGUGAUUUGGUCAGUUAUUAAAAAUAUGUAUAUAUUUGCAAAAGAAUUAACAAUGUCGCAGUGUGGUUUACAGCUUAUGUUGUGGUACCAAAACCAAAAGUUUCUGGUGGGGAAAUUUCAAUUGCAAUGACAAAGUCUUGUGUUUUAGGUGGAGUUUUUAGUGUAAACAAUGACUUUCUGGGUUCAGAGAGAGGAAAUGAUCUCUGACUCUCUCCACCCCCUUCUGAAAAUCAGAGGAAGAGCUAACGGAGUGACAUCAAAGCUUACAUUCCAGCCUUUCCGUCGCUUGUUGAAUGUGUUGAGCUGGGCUCUCGGACAAGAUCAUGUUUGUUCGUAUAAAGUCUAUGGCAUAUAUAUUUUCAUUUGGACAGUAGAACUAAUAACUAAAGUUGGCUUUAAAAUUUAAAUAAUUUAUUUUCUAGUAAAUCUCCUUUUUUAAGCAGUAAACAGUUUUAGGAUCGUGCCUUGAUCUUUUUAUCUGAUCUUUACUCUAUACUGGCCUAGACUGACGACCAAAAACAGUUUGCAGAAACACAAAACUAUCGAUGCCUGAGACCCAGUGCGGGAUUUAUGAUACAAACCAUAAAAGACAUCCAAGUGUACUCAACCAACUUGGCGUGUGUGUGUGUGUGUGUGUGUGUGUGUGUGUGUGUGUGUGUGUGUGUGUGUGUGUGUGUGUGUGUGUGUGUGUGUGUGUGUGUGUGUGUGUGUGUGUGUGUGUGUGUGUGUGUGUGUGUGUGUGUGUGUGUGUGUGUGUGUGAGAGAGAGAGAGCGGGCAGGAAGGCGAGUGAAAUUUGGACCAUAAAAACUGUGGGUGGUUUGUGGGAGUCUUUUUUCAUUCCAAACUUGUACAUUGUCACAGAACAAUUUCUAGUUCUUCAUCAUUUUUGCAUCGGUUGAUAUUUAAUUGCAGUCAUUCAUUCAUUAAAGUGGCGAAGUGCCAUAAAACCUA
Molecule: messenger RNA, 5208 nt
Organism: Pungitius pungitius (ninespine stickleback)
Lineage: Eukaryota; Metazoa; Chordata; Actinopteri; Perciformes; Gasterosteidae
Gene: ankrd50l
Product: ankyrin repeat domain 50-like
Exons: 3
Coding region: 28-4221 (1397 amino acids)
Cellular component (GO): cytoplasm; nucleus
Molecular function (GO): protein binding
Source: RefSeq, a predicted model, not a curated record